Molecule: messenger RNA, 4245 nt
Organism: Saccoglossus kowalevskii
Lineage: Eukaryota; Metazoa; Hemichordata; Enteropneusta; Harrimaniidae
Product: putative neural-cadherin 2
Biological process (GO): multicellular organism development; homophilic cell-cell adhesion; cell-cell adhesion mediated by cadherin
Cellular component (GO): plasma membrane; catenin complex; adherens junction
Molecular function (GO): beta-catenin binding; cadherin binding; calcium ion binding
Source: RefSeq, a predicted model, not a curated record
AUGACGUCAUCUCUUGGUGUCACAAAGAUGACAGGUAUUACUUUAUUCCUCUCCCUGGCUGUGAUUGGUCACGUUUGCGCAUUACCGGUAUUCGAUGAGAUGGUGUACUCUACUAUCAUCUGGGAAGAAGACGCGGAAACCCCGGUACAGGUGUUGCAGAUUUCAGCCACUGGUGAAGAUAUCUGGUACAGUCUACAAAACACCAAGGAACACUAUUUUACUAUAAAUCCACGCACCGGUGAAAUAGAACUGAUAAAACCACUUGAUAGAGACGAACGCGCCGUUUAUCAUAUUGUCGCCAUGGCAACAGAAAACUCUGGUCGUGGGGAAUCGACUACUGCUGACGUCAUUAUUGGUCUGUAUGACAUAAAUGACCGGGCGCCUGAAUUUCUGCACAAACCAUAUGUAUUCUCCGUGGAAGAAAUGGCCGCCACAGAUACAAUUGUGUCUACCAUGACAGCUACUGACUUAGACGAUCCAAAUGAACUAGACCACGUGUCAAUAAAAGAAUACAACAUUACACAGAACGACGACAAUGAAAUCUUUGCUAUUGAUAGCGCAGGAAUGAUCACAGUCUUGAACUCCACUGCACUAGACAGAGAGGUGGCGCCUUAUUAUGAAAUCGUUGUGAAGGCAACAGACAAGCUUGGACUGACGGGUAGUGCCACUGCAACAAUCUUUCUAUCAGAUAUCAAUGACGAGACCCCACGGUUUACUAACGAUCUGUAUUACGCCGAGCUUUAUGAAAAUAUGGUUGCUGGGGAUGACGUAUAUGUCGUGUCAGCGAUGGAUAAUGACGUCAAUAAAAAUGUCACAUUUUUUAUAGUGAAUGGUGACAGUACUAGUCAUUUUGAUAUUGAGGCCGGACCAGUUAUGAACACAGCAACUGUGAAGCUAACACGAAGCCUCAAUAUCAGCACCGAUCCUGAACAAUACAACCUAACUUUGAAAGUAAGUGAUGGCAUAUUUGAAUCUGAUAGUUCAUUAAUACUGAGACUCGUCGAUGCUAAUCUUUAUGACCCGGAGUUUGCCGAACUUAAUUACCAAUUUGCUUCCGAGGAAAAUGCAGGGACGGAAGAAUACAUCGGCACUGUGGUUGCGACUGAUUCCGACCGUGUUGGUGACAAUUCUAAUAUAACAUACAUGAUUUCUGAAAACAGUGAAAUAUUUGAUAUCGAUGGUAUGACUGGUGUGAUUACUCUCAGUGGAAGUCUGGACAGAGAAGAAAAAGAACAAUACAAUUUAACAAUUUUUGCCGUAGAUCAUGGCUCUCCUCCAAGGACUGGGACAACGUUAUGUACAAUCAAUGUCACAGACAUCAAUGACAAUGCUCCUACAUUGGAUGAACACUCUCGCAACGCCUUGAUAAAAGAAAAUGUGGCAACUCAGCAGUUUGUCAUUACUAUCAGAGCUAUUGAUGCCGAUGUAGAUCAUGGUUGGCCAUUUAGCUUCACGCUUUCCGAUGAAAAUGAUCGUUUUACUCUUCUGGAAAAUGGAGAUGGUGAAACUGCAAAUAUAACGACGACUAACACGACUUUCGACCGUGAGGAACAGGCAUUUUACUAUUUACCGAUCACGAUCACAGACAGCGGGAACAUGACAGAAACGAGCACUGUCACCGUUGUGAUAGACGAUAUGAACGAUAAUCCUCAUAGCCCUGGCCACUUGGAAGCUACGGUAUACCAAUAUCGCGGCCGAUCCCAAAAAGAUGGCUUUGUAGGCAAAAUAUUUUGUAAUGACCCAGACGACAAAGUUAGCGGGGACAAGACAUUUAAUCUGCUCACGGAAACGGAUUAUUUUCAGGUGGAGACAGGUACUGGAAACAUUAUAAUCGAAGACAAAACUCCAGAGGGCGUAUAUCAGCUCACCGUUGAAGUGUCAGAUGACAUCCACCCAACUGAAAACUGCACAGCAGAAAUCAACGUGAAAUAUUUCUUCGAGGACAUUGUAACCCAGACAACAACAACUCGACUAGAGGGUUCGGCAGAACACUUUCUGGUAGCAGGACAAGCGGGGAGAUUUGUCGCCUCACUGGCGAACAUUUUCAAAGUUCACAGCAACUCAGUCUAUAUUAUUGGUGUCCAAAAUGUUCGAACUGACUCAGAUAACGAGGUCGGAGUGAUGCUGACCUCUGACAACCUGUUUGAUGUCAGUUACAGCGUACAUGGUUACCAAGCAACAGCCUCGGAAGCCAUCUUAGGUAAAAACAAAAAUCAGAUUGAAGAAGAUGUUGGUAUCGUCAUCCAGAGUGUGACUGUCAACCCAUGCCAAGACGAGUCCACUUGUCCUGGACAGUCAUGCUCCGUCGUAUCUUCUUUAGAAACCAGUCAAGUGUUAAUGGGUGCUAAGAACGUGUCCUUGUCCGUUCCCUUCACUGUGAAGCAGACUGCGGUAUGCGAGUGUAAAGCCAAGUCGUGCGUGGAAGUCUCUUGUGAUAUGAAUCCUUGCUUCAAUGGUGGAACAUGUUUUCCGACGCCUGAAGGCGGUUACAGAUGCGCAUGCCCAGAAGGUUACUCGUCCCCAAGGUGCCAAAGCACAAAAAGAAGUUUUUCAGGAAAUAGCUACGCCUGGUAUGAUGCUAUGGAGAUCUGCCAGGAUUCCGUUAUACGUAUACAGUUUCUGACAUCAAGGGAAAAUGGAUUGAUUUUUUAUAAUGGUCCGAUGACUACUGACGAAGGUGACUACAUAGCUUUGAGACUGGUCAAGGGACGACCAAAGCUGAGUAUUCGUGUUGGAUCACAAUCCCUAGACUUGGAACUCACUGAAUCGUCUAAGCUUAGUGAUGGAAGAUGGCACCUCAUCACAAUCUUGAAAAGUGGAUCUGAAAUUGAACUAAUGGUUAACUUCUGUAUUUCUUCAUCUGUCAUGGAAUAUCCAACUUACCGGGAAGAAGAUACGUCAACUUGUCGAAUCAAUGGGAUUUUGGACGAAACAAACAUGAAUCUGUACUUGAAUACACCUUUGCAAGUCGGAGGCAUAGACAGUAGCUAUGCGUAUCCAACAGAAAUGACUGAUGGUUUUAACGGGUGCAUUGGAGCAAUUGACAUUGAUGGAAAUCUAUAUCAUUUAGGAAAUCCUGCAUUUCAGAUGAAUAGUGAAAAUGGAUGCACGUCUACAGACCAUCAUUGUUAUGACGACAAGUCUAAUCCCAUAUGUAUGAAUGGAGAAUGUAUGGCAGCUGGAUCUUCACACAGAUGCGUGUGUCAGCUUGGUUACCAUGGUGAUAGUUGUGACGAGAUUACGCCUGAGUACACAUUUGGAGACGGAAGCUACGUACAAUACACUUUAGAGGAUGGUGUAGCCAAUUCCAGAAUAUCAGACUAUCAAGUUACCUUUCGUACAAAGCAGAGCGAUGCUACGUUGGGGCAUAUCAGAUCUGCUGAAAUGCGAGAAGGUUUAGAGUACAUAUUCAUAGAACUGAUGAAUGGAUAUGUCACAGUUAAGUAUGACCUUGGUGACGGAGAACACCAACUGUCAUUGGAUAGUAUAUUAGUGAAUGAUAACACGUGGCACACUGUAGUUGUACAUCGCGCACGCUCAUAUUUCAAGAUUAUUCUUGACAAUGGUAGUGGAUGUCGACGUGUUGAAGGCAGUGCUGGUGAUUACACUGACCUCGAGGUUGACAAAUCAUCGGGAGUUGUCAUAGGAGCAAGAUAUGACAUGUCUACUGGGGUGAUCCAUGGUGAUUUCAUAGGAUGCAUGAAAGAUGCCCGAUUUGGCAAAUCUUACAUUGGCUUUGGUGAAACCAUUGGAAAAGUAGCAGGAGAACCAACCGAACUGAUGCAAGGCUGUACAACGCCUUGCACAAAUAACACGUGUGAUGAUUCAGAAAUCUGUUUAGAAAUUGGUGAUAUGUAUAACUGUACCUGUCCUCCUGGAAUGAAUGCUGGAGACAAAGGGUGCACACCUGUUGAUCCAUGUGACGAUGACCCGUGUCUAAAUGAGGGAACAUGUAAUGAUGGCGAUGUAAUGUGCGACUGUACAGAAAGUUAUCUUGGAAACUUAUGCCAGUAUGAAAGUAUCUGCUACAAAAACAAACCAUGCAAUGCUGGGACAUGUAGAGAUUUCAUGAUGUAUGACUAUGAAUGCGAUUGUGAUGAUGGCCAUGUUGGCAAACACUGUGACAUAGUGAAUGAAUGCGCCUCCAUGCCAUGCAUGAAUGGAGCAACCUGCACACCAGAUGCUGAGGGUAAAUACAACUGCCACUGUCGAUACGGCUUUGAGGGUGAGCAGCUCUCCCUGUGA